CGCUUGAGGGUGAACCAACACCUCACACUUACACUCCACCUCGUUUAUCUUGCUCUUGCUCCAUAAUGGAUACUACAACAUCGCAGGAGCCCUCCAACGUGUCUACACCAGCUAAUGAAAACGAUAUCAUCCACUCAGAGCCUCUUUCGUCCCAACAUUCGCCAAAAGAAGCACCGACCCCCACUCGUUCACUCAAAAUCUAUACCAGAGCACAUAUUCUUGCUUUACACAAAUCUCCCCUUGUUUCCAUUCCAAACGGUAUGCCUGAGCUGAAGGAUUGGUUCGGCACUGAAAACGAGCAAAAUCUCAACCGAAAGGAUUCAGAACCCUCUACCCCAAACAGUGGUCGCGAGCGAAGGUUUAGGCGCGAUGCAGAAGAUGGUGAUUUACCUCCUCGUCCAUCAUUUCGCUCUACUGCCUCCCAACCAUCCCAAAUGGGUAACUUUAAACAUCAGUCUCUACGUUCGAGCGAUCGUGACCUAGAUAGAGAUAGGGAAGGAGAGAGGCUCCGUAACUUCGAUCGUGAUCGUUUGUCAAUAUCCGGCCUUCGAAAUAAGGAAAGAGAUGUCGCCCCACAUUUCUCAACAGGCUCAAGUAGGGGGACCACUCAACAAGGAACGAUAGCUGCACGGCGCUUAGAGGGCCGGGACGGUACUAGGAAGGAGGAUUGGAGGAGAGGGAAUGAUUCGCGCCGGUCGGAAAGGUCAGAAAUAACUCGAGACGAAAGAGACCCUCGUCGAGACUCAUCUCGCACUCGAAGAGAUCCUUCGUCUUCCCGUCGAGACCACGAUACUCGAAGAGAAAGAGAAAGAGAUCGAGAAGAAUACCGGCGUGAACGAGACCGAGAUGAACCACGCAGAGACCGAGAGGACGCAGAACUAGAUGAUCCCAAGAAAUGGAGGGAAGAGGGAAGGAGAGACCCUAGACGCGAGCGUGGGCGUGAAAAACCUUCUCACGAAAAUUCUUGGGAGAACGGUGAUCGUCGUUGGGGACUCGCAGAGGAUAAGGAUCGAGCCAAGAAAGGAACAGGUAGGGACAAGAAAUCCAACGCUACAGACGACUUUAAGGACCGAGAGGAGCGUCGUUCGGAACGCGAGAAGGAGAAGGAACCCGCUUGGAUGGACACUUACAUACCCUCCUCCUCUGGUGGCGGUAUUUUGGGUGGGAAAGGGAGUGAUGGAGAGCUGGACGGCAUUCAAGCUUGGAAAAAGAAUAUGAAGGAGAAGGAACAGCAGGCUCAGAAGGCUUUGAACUCUGCUGAUCAUGAUGCACCCGGAGUCGCACCACAACGAGAAAAUCCAGAAGAGCAGAUGGACGAAAUUCAGAGGUUCAAGAAAAUGAUGGAACUCGCUCAAAAGCAGAAAGGUUCUCAAACUGAAUCUCUUGCUACCAACCCCUCCAUCUCGGCUGCAGAACCAUUGACUGAUACCACUAGUUCUGGAGGCCGGAAGUCGCAAGAAGAUGUUCCUACCGUGAAAACGAGCCCGAUCCCUGCUACCGACCCCUCUCAAUCGCUACUUUCCCUCUUAGCUUCUGCCGACGUUUCACGCACACCUUCCUCUCAACCGACACCAAUUAGCACGAUCUCAAACAACUCAAUAUCUAAGCCUUCCAAAGCUACAGACUCCCCUCUUACAGUUGAAAGAACACCAGAUAGUGCGCCAACAUCAAGUAUCACCGGUACUGCUCCUCAAGGAUCUAGGCUUCUAGCUCUUGGUAGCAGAGCACCCAUAAAACCACAACCAAACAGUCAAGCUUCACUCCCCAAUGGCACCAUGUUACCUUUAGCCGUUCAACCUGUGCAUAAAGCAUCCCUUCCUAUCGGUCCGGUCCAGGUCGUGCCAAAGGCCCCUUCACGUGCUUCGAACAGUUUCUCUCCUUUUGAAGAGCAGCGAGAGCAUGGUGAGAUACUUCGCCAAGCAACAGGGGAACGGCACUUACCCUCUGAGGCAGUUGGGUGGCCAGACUCAUCCAAUUUCGACCAUCCAACUUCUGGACAUUCAGUCGGGAGAGGGAGCAGAUUUGCCAAAUUCUUCGAUGCAAAAGUAAAGGAAACUUCCGUGCAACCUCCCGCAUUACCUAAAUCAACCACUCCUGUUGGCUUUGUAUCUUCAUCUCCAAUACCAGGUCAAAGACAGGAUCCUGUUUUCCAUAGUGUCAAUUCUCCCAUUGUUGACGAAAAUGUGACUGUAGAAGAUCUAUUUGCGAAACUUAGCAUGGGCACCCAGCUACAGCGAUCCAAUCCACAGCAUUCUGCUCAGGGACCGAGUUUGGGUUUCGGUCAUCAGACCCAGAAUAUCCAACACUUCCAGCAACAACAGCAGUUGCAAUCCCAACACCUUCAUCAGCACAAUAAUACUCGCUUAGAGACGUUUACAGAGAGUCGUAACUUUACGCCAGACGGAUUAGUCCCUGGCCUUCGUUCAGUUCCUCCUCCACGGACCCGAGACAAUGGAAUGUUUCAGGAUUCCAUCGAUGAAGCGGUCCUUCUCAACGCGCAACAACGUUUGGCGCUGCAACAACAGCGAGGAUACGAGCAGCUCUACCCAGGUUCUCUUUCUACUGGCUUCGGACAACAAGGAAACCGAAGCGUAGGCUUAUCCUUACAACAACAACAGUUCCGUGGAGGCCCGUCCCCUACCCUCCAAGGUCCACACGUCCCCUUACAACAGCAAAGGCUUCCUCCUGGUCUAGCCAAUCUUGGUGGCAGACCUCCACAUGACCCGACGCAGCUACUGGGCCUGCAAGGCAGCUUAGGUUCACAACUUCACGGACUUCAGGUCAAUCCCCAGCAACAGGGUUUCAGUAAUUUCCAUCCUCAACCUACGAACGUUGGAUUUGGGGGACCUCAACCACAGCUACGAGGGCCUCCGCCCGGUAGUGCUCACACGUUGCCCGCUCACCAAUUGGGAGGCUUGGGUUUACCUGGUGGACUGGAUCUUCGCAAUGCCAACCAACAGCAAUCACAACUCUUGGCCAUGAGUAGCCUGGGUGGGGGUGCUCUUCGCGGCGUUGGAAAUAAUGGCUAUAAUCCGGUGUCCUCUGCGCAGCUACAAAAUCCUUUGCUCGCUCAAAUGCGACAGCAACAACAACCCCCACCACAACUCCCGCCUCAUAUGAUACCCCAUAUGAUACCUCCUCAUCUCCAACAACCAGGCCCCGUCACUGGCAAUCAGAGUGCCCAAGACUUAAUGGCGCUCUUGAUGGGCGGUGCCCAUCAUAGAGAAUGAGUGAAUGUCGCUCUUUGGUUCUAUAUACAUACCUCUCGUUCAGGACGUUUUGCUGUAUGAUUUGUUCCUUUUAUUCGUUGUCAUAUCUUGACUAUUUGUGGCUUUGAGUCGCGACGCAUAUAUAUUUUGAUGCAUUAUCCUCUCGCAAGUUACGCAGCCUGAGUGGCGUAGAGUGACUACCUUACCGAACGUUCUCGUUGCAGACUUGAUCAUUGGGAAAGUGAAAGUGACGGAGAAUGAAAGGCGUUGGUGAUGAUAUUUUUCUGGAAAACGCCCGGGGAUCCAGUGCUGUACAUUCC
Molecule: messenger RNA, 3529 nt
Organism: Marasmius oreades (fairy-ring Marasmius)
Lineage: Eukaryota; Fungi; Basidiomycota; Agaricomycetes; Agaricales; Marasmiaceae
Exons: 9
Coding region: 66-3230 (1054 amino acids)
Source: RefSeq, a predicted model, not a curated record